CAUUCCAACUCUGCCUGCCUUGUUUAUUGUAGGCAAGAGCACCAUAAUUCUUUUCAGUUCUCAAUAUAAAAUUUUCGUAGAAAGCAAGGGGAAGCAAAGAAGAAGAAAUGGCAACUCAAGCACUGGUAUCAUCCUCUCUGACCUCUUCAAUGGAGGCUGCUAGGCAAAUAUUUGGAGCAAAACCAAUUCAGUCUCCAGUUGGGUCAUCAAGGAGAGCUCCCUUUGUUGUCAGGGCUGCUUCCACUCCCCCAGUCAAGCAAGGAGCAGACAGACAACUGUGGUUUGCAUCCAAACAAAGCCUUACUUACCUGGAUGGCAGCCUCCCUGGUGACUUUGGAUUCGACCCACUAGGACUCUCUGACCCUGAAGGCACUGGAGGGUUCAUAGAGCCAAGAUGGUUGGCCUAUGGUGAGAUCAUCAAUGGAAGAUAUGCCAUGUUAGGUGCAGUUGGUGCUAUUGCUCCUGAGAUUUUUGGGAAGCUUGGACUCAUUCCUCCAGAAACUGCCCUCCCUUGGUUCAAAACUGGUGUGAUUCCUCCUGCUGGGACAUACAACUACUGGGCAGACCCAUACACACUGUUUGUGUUUGAGAUGGCACUAAUGGGUUUUGCAGAGCACAGAAGAUUCCAAGAUUGGUAUAAUCCUGGUUCUAUGGGUAAGCAGUAUUUCUUGGGAUUGGAGAAGGGUUUGGGAGGGUCUGGCAAUCCAGCUUACCCUGGAGGACCAUUCUUUAACCCUCUUGGAUUUGGAAAAGAUGAGAAGUCACUGAACGAUUUGAAGCUGAAGGAGGUGAAGAAUGGAAGACUAGCUAUGUUGGCAAUCGUGGGUUAUUUCAUACAAGCUCUUGUUACAGGAGUUGGGCCAUUCCAAAACCUUCUGGAUCAUUUGGCUGAUCCUGUCAACAACAAUAUCUUGACUAACCUCAAGUUCCAUUAAGCCUUGCAGUUGUUGGUUGUCAGUUGUCACAGGUCAACUACCUCCCUUUCAUCUCUUGUUUCAUCCCUUGUGGUCUACUGUAAUUUCCUGUAAGAAACGAUGCGUGAAGGACUUAAUACAUUGCAUGUUUAAUGUAAGCGACUCUCAAAACGAUGUGUGAAGGACUAAGUAGUAAAUACAUUGCAUGUUUAAUA
This is a messenger RNA of Tripterygium wilfordii, 1129 nucleotides long. RefSeq names its product photosystem I chlorophyll a/b-binding protein 3-1, chloroplastic-like. The transcript has 3 exons. NCBI's taxonomy places the organism in Eukaryota, Viridiplantae, Streptophyta, Magnoliopsida, Celastrales, Celastraceae. Gene Ontology annotation, biological process: response to light stimulus; photosynthesis, light harvesting in photosystem I. The record is from RefSeq and is a predicted model, not a curated record. Gene Ontology annotation, cellular component: chloroplast thylakoid membrane; plastoglobule. Bases 108 to 935 code for a protein of 275 amino acids.